Messenger RNA from Glarea lozoyensis ATCC 20868, 1110 nucleotides. RefSeq lists its product as uncharacterized. NCBI's taxonomy places the organism in Eukaryota, Fungi, Ascomycota, Leotiomycetes, Helotiales, Helotiaceae. Bases 1 to 1110 code for a protein of 369 amino acids. The record is from RefSeq and is a predicted model, not a curated record. Gene Ontology annotation, cellular component: membrane. The transcript is spliced from 2 exons.
AUGGCGACAGCGACAUCCUCGAUAUUGGCUGCCGUUGCAAGCGCCACCGCGACCGCGAUAGCAGAAAGCAGUAAGGAUGGGGGUUCGAAGAAGGGUCCCCAUGAUGGCGAAAACACAGGAGAAUGCCAGCUGCUAGGACCGUUUGCGAUAUUGGUACAGGGUGCGCUGGGAUGUAUGGCUUUGUUGGCGUUGGUAUAUAAGAGAUGGAGGGAACGGCCACAACGACCGCUGAAAGUAUGGUCGUUCGAUGUCUCGAAACAGGUUGUGGGAAGCGUGUUGGUACAUAUCGCGAAUUUGCUUAUGAGCAUGUUGUCUUCCGGCCAGUUCAGUAUAAAGGUGGAUUCAGCUGUCGUGUCUCAAAGACUGAGGAGAGCGGUGGGUGCGAAUGGGAAAUACACGCCGAAUCCAUGUUCGUUUUAUUUGUUAAACUUAGCUAUUGACACAACCAUCGGUAUUCCGAUUCUUAUCUUCCUCCUUCGAAUAUUUACAGCGCUUUUCGCACGUACCCCGUUUGGCAAUCCUCGCGAAUCGAUAGAGUCAGGUCAUUAUGGUACACCACCAAAAGCCUCAUGGUGGGCAAAGCAAUCAUUAAUAUACUUUCUGGGAUUAAUGGGCAUGAAAAUUUGCGUACUCAUUAUUUUCCUCGUCCUUCCGUGGAUAUCUAGGAUCGGAGACUGGGCAUUACGAUGGACGGAAGGGGAUGAGGCACUCCAGGUUAUCUUUGUGAUGUUGAUCUUCCCAGUGAUCAUGAACGCCACUCAAUACUACAUCAUCGAUUCUUUUAUCAAGAACCAAAAUACCGAGCACGCGCACGAACGAAUCCCAGACGAUGAGGAUACGGACUCAACUCACGGAGACGCACCGUAUGAGGAUCCAAUAAGUGGAAGCAGCGACGAUAUAGAUUCGGACGCAGAAGACGUCUUGAAAGCCAAGCCAGACACGACCAGGAAGGCUAAAGGGAGCGGGAGUAAGCCCAGAAGUCUACAGACCGGAAGCAAAGACUACGAUCCCAUGUUUGACGGAGAGAACAGUCCUACGGUCGUCGGGAGCGCGGGUACGAGCGACAGGACCAAACUGAUCGGCACAGACGACGAGAGCGUGAAGAAGUAG